GUCUUAAUUCAACCUUUAGCCGAAUCAGUUCAGGAAAUCGUAUUUAUCUUUCCGUAUUUAUCUCUCCGUAUUUAUCUCCCGUAUUAUAUUGAGUGCCAUACAUUUGAUUUUGAUCGAGAACAUUAAUAGAAUAUCUGAACUAUAUCUUAAUAAUUUUUGUAUAUUUUUAUAUUGACGACUGAAAAUCAGAGGACGUGGAAAUAAUAUCGGAUAUUAAAUAGUUAUUAAUUAAAUAGUUAUUUAUUAAUUGCUGACAAAAUUACCGCGAUAAAUUUGUCAUUUCAAUAUUUAUAUCUUGAGUGUUAUUUUUUUAUCACAUUACUAAAUAUUUGUUGGAAGGAAAACAUAUAAAGCGCUGAAAGGCAUAAUGCCAAGUAGUAAGACGAGAAUCGCUAUUGUCGGUGGUGGAGUGGCUGGUUUGGUGACGGCCCGUCAUAUAAUGUCCAGAUUAGAUACUUACAGUCUAAUGUUGUUCGAGCAAACCGAUCGUAUCGGUGGUACAUGGGUUUACACUGAUGAAACGCAUCUCGAUAAACAUGGACUAUUGAUUCACAGCAGCAUGUAUAAGAAUCUCAGAACAAAUAUACCGAAGGAGGUAAUGCAGAUACCUGAUUUCCCCUAUCAAAAUCAAGAAGGACCGUCUUUUGUUCAUCAUAGCGUAAUAAGGGAAUAUCUUUUGGACUAUGCAAAACACUUCAAUCUCUAUCCUUAUAUUAAAUUCAAUACUCUGGUAAAGCACGUGGAGCCGGAGAUUCUGAAAAACGGCCAGACCUUGUGGAUCGUAACGUACGAGGAUUUAGAAUCCAAAGUAGAGACCACGAAAAUUUUUGACGCCGUGGUAUUGUGCAACGGUCAUUACACUGUCGGUCAUAUUCCACAUAUUCCAGGUAUCGAAAGCUUCCACGGUAGAUGCAUUCACAGUCAUCAAUACAGGAUACCGGAGGUAUACGCUGGCAAAAGGAUUUGCAUACUCGGCGCAUCCUGGUCCGGUAUUGAUAUCGCAAUAGAAAUCUCGCAAUACGCUGACAAAGUGUAUUUAAGUCAUAAUUUGACGGAGCGUAUCGAUUCGAAGAUGUCGAGCAACGUUGAGCAAAGACCCAGCAUCGAGUCCAUCCAAGGAAACGUCUUCAUCUUCCGUGAUGGUUCCUCAGCGGAAGUGGACAGUUUCAUAUAUUGCACUGGUUACAAAUUCACGUAUCCCUUUAUGUCAACUAAAGUUGAGAUACGUACAGAUAAUAAUCAUGUUGAACCCAUUUACAAGCAUCUGAUGCAUAUGGAUUACACGAAUCUGUUCUUCAUGGGUUUACCGGCGAUCGUGAUACCAUUCCCGAUGUUUCACAUUCAAGCACAAUAUAUUCUUGGAAUUCUCGAAGGCCGCAUCCAACUAUUAUCACCACAAAGAAUGCGUGAAGAAUACGAGAUCGAGAAGAAGUCUCUAUUGGAUCAAGGCAUUCAGUUGAGACAUAUCAAUAAACUCAAAGAUAGACAAUGGGCCUACUAUGACGAGAUUGCGGCCGCUGCCAAUGUACCGAGUUUACCACCGGUGAUGAAAAAGAUCUUCGAUCAUGUUAGCGACAUGCGUGACAUAAACUUCACUACUUACAAAAAUUAUCAAUAUCGCAUCAUCGACAAUGAGAAUUUCAGCGUGUCUUAUUGUAAACCUUGUUAGGGUUCACGUAAAAGAAGGAAAACUUAAAAGUGAAUGUAAUCUUAUCGCACGGUCGCACGGGGCUCCAAGUCGGGUCAACAAAUUGUUUGUGUCUCUUUCACCAGUUGCAGCACCAUUUCGCCACUUGGUGGUUCGAAAACAAAUAUCGUUCCAAUCGGAACAAUAUGCGAAUCGGAAAAAAAUAUCGGACCCAUUUAUUGCUUAAUAAUAAUGAUGUUUAUCACUGAUGAUAUGCUUCAACGCAAGACCGAUUUGCAAUGUAACUUAUUAUAUGCUAAACAAUUGCUACUAAGAAGAUAAUUAAAACAGAGAAAUACACAUCACUAUUCUUACAAUACAUGAUGAAAAUGUGACAUAUGUAUUUUAUACAAUAAUUAUUUGUCAAAAAUCUUUCCAUAUUUGCAAUAAAAGAGC
Molecule: messenger RNA, 2083 nt
Organism: Camponotus floridanus (Florida carpenter ant)
Lineage: Eukaryota; Metazoa; Arthropoda; Insecta; Hymenoptera; Formicidae
Product: flavin-containing monooxygenase FMO GS-OX-like 4
Exons: 7
Coding region: 368-1669 (433 amino acids)
Molecular function (GO): N,N-dimethylaniline monooxygenase activity; flavin adenine dinucleotide binding; NADP binding
Source: RefSeq, a predicted model, not a curated record